UUAUUCUUGAUUUUACCUCCUAAAUAGUAAUAAGUUUAUCAUUUUCUUUCUUUUCUUUCUAUUCUCAGUUUAUUCUGUCUGCCCAAUUGUCUGUCUUCUUCUCUUUCUUUUUUUUAUUCGGAAUCUUUCAUUUUCUCCUUGUUUUUAUUUCUCACAACAACUCUUACCCUUUCAUCAUCAUCAUCAUCUUCAUCAUCUAUUAUUGUUUUCUCUAGUUUAUGUCGACAUUUUCUUUUCAUCAACAUUAGCAUCUUAAUCAACGAAUCUCUGUUUUUAAUUGGGAUGGUUUGGUACUUCUUCAAUCGUCACUUCAUCUAAUUCAAUUAAAUUGUCAACAUGAAUUUUGAGAGUUUGUUUGAUUACAACUGAAAGAGAAUUUUCUCAUUUCCUUCUGUCUCUUUUUGUGAGAGAAAUUCUCACUUCUCCCUCCUCCUUUUUGGUGGUUUCGCUUUUUUUGUUUUCAUUUUUUAAGACUAAAGAAAAUAAUUGAAGCAACGUGUGAAUUAUUUACCUUUUUUUCUUCAUCUUCUUUUCUGUCUAUUUUUCUCUCCUCUCCUGUCUCUAUUCUGGUGUUUCUCUCUCCCUCUCUUUCUCUCUCUCUCUCUCCCUCAUUUUCCCUUUAUUCUUCUCACUCUCUUUCUAUUUUAUGUAUUAACUAAUCCAUUUUGGGAUGAAUGCAAGUACGUUCUUUAAUCGUUCAACGGCACCUCAAUCUUCAUCAUCAUCCUCAUCUGCAUCAUCUUCAACCAAUAGAACAACUAAUCCAAGGGCUAAUAGUACUGGUGGAAUCUUUGGUGGAGGUAACAAUUCAUCAACCCGAACCACAUCACCACCUACUGCAGAUUCAUCAUCAACCACAACCAACAACACCAAUGGGUUUAAUUUUUCUUUUGAAUUUCCUAGCAUCAAUCUAUCAAACCUUACUGACACUUUCUCAGCAGCUCGAUUCUCUUCACCAAAUUUAUCAACUUUGAUUCCUAAACAACGAUCAUCAUCAACAACACCAACCUCUCGCAACGAAUCAUCUUCAUCAUCUUCAUCACCUGGACCCACCAACUCAUCUGGUUCCCGAGUGAUCAUGGUUUGUGAAAAUUGUGGAAUCAAAUUCCAUUUUCUUAAACGGAAGAAAACUUGUUCGGAUUGUAGUAUGGAUUACUGUGUUAAUUGUUUUCCCAAAGAUACUAAUCAUGAUUUUUUCGCAAGCCUUCGUCGGACGCGAUGUCGUCGAUGUCGAAUAUUCAAUAUGCAACCUCUUGAAAGACAUUCUCUUCUCGAACUGAGAAUCAAAGAUCUUAAAUGGUAUAUGGAUAAAAAGCGUAUACCUCAUCGCUUUUGUAAGGAAAAAUCGGAAUUGGUUGAUUUAAUUCUUCGUACUGGUGAACAUGCUAGGCGUUUAUACUCACCACCCAAUUCUUAUCCCACCAGUCCUUUAAAUAGUCGAACAACAAGCUCAAAUACGACAAGCUCAAAUGAUACACCGAAUCGUGUUCACCGUCAAGGGACAGAUGACAGUUGGGUAUUCGUUGAUCCCGAUGAUUCUGGUUACCGGUCAUCAUUUGAUGUCAAUUCUGCUUCACAAGAAAAUGCUUCUGGAGCCAAUACCAAUAAUACUAAUAAUACCAAUACCAAUACCAACACCAACAACACUCCAUUAAUUACUUCAUCAAAUACUACAUCAGCUACUGGUAAUAAUAAUAAUAUUAAUGAUACUAAUAGCUCAACAAAUACCACAACAAGUGCAACUACAUCUCGUUCAACGGAUCAUCAAAAUGAGGAAACUACGUCAAAGGAAAACAUUUCCUAUGAAAGUAACUCAACGUCCAAUCUCAAUGAUUUUAAACCAUUUAACAUUGAUGAUUUAAACAGUGAGGAUCAGAUUCGUGAUCUCAGUAUUCGCCAAAUUAAAUUAUUGUUAACUCGUAAUUUUGUCGAUUUCAAAGGAUGUUGUGAGAAAGAAGAAUUGCUCGAAAAAGCCAUUCGAUUGUGGAGAGAUGUCAACAAAGCCAAAGAAAGAGGUUCUGAGGAUUUGGAUGAUGAUAGUGCUUGUAAAAUAUGCAUGGAAAAGUUAAUCGACUGUGUCCUUCUCGAGUGUGGCCACGUUGUUACUUGUAUUGAUUGUGGUAAACGUAUGAACGAAUGUCCAAUUUGUCGACAAUAUGUUGUUCGAGCUGUGAGAAUAUUCAAGUCAUGAUCAAGAAAAUUCUCAUCGGAACAAUCAAAUAAUAGAAAGAAACAAAAGGAUCUCUUGUGGCAUCAUGAACAUUUACCAAGUCAAUUUCCAGUCACCAUCAUCAACGAUUUUAAAAUAAUUCACUUUUCGUUGAGAAGGAGACGAGCAAAUACAUUCAGAAAAUAUAAUUAUUUAGAUAUAAAAACACCACUUUUGAUCUCGAGAAUCACUUUUGCUGAAGCUGACAGAAGGAAUCGUUCAAUAUUAAAGGAAAAGUUCAUUCAAGUGCCAAUAUAUAUUUAGAUGAUACUUAAAUAUAUAAAUAUAAUAAUUAUAUAUAAACAUGGAUACAAAUGAACCCAAAAUUUAUAAGUAAUUUGGAGAAAAAAUUGAACAAUUGAAGAUGAUUAUAAAUGCUGCUGAAUAACCCCAGUGAUUUUGAAUUUCCUCGAAGUUAAUUUUAUCGAAGUGAUUUGUUAUAUCAAUACAAAUAUCUAAAAUACUAUAAACCAAUUGCUCUGGAUAAGUUUAAUCACUAUUUAAAUGAUAGUUAAAAAUUUGUUUGUUAAAUGUCAUAUUUUUUUGGAGAAAAUAUCAAACAAAUUAAAAACUUUCUGCUUUUCUUGUUUCAA
Panonychus citri (citrus red mite) is the source of this 2802-nucleotide messenger RNA. RefSeq names its product E3 ubiquitin-protein ligase rififylin-like. NCBI's taxonomy places the organism in Eukaryota, Metazoa, Arthropoda, Arachnida, Trombidiformes, Tetranychidae. Gene Ontology annotation, molecular function: ubiquitin protein ligase activity. The record is from RefSeq and is a predicted model, not a curated record. Gene Ontology annotation, cellular component: cytoplasm; plasma membrane. The transcript is spliced from 4 exons. Gene Ontology annotation, biological process: negative regulation of extrinsic apoptotic signaling pathway via death domain receptors; protein K48-linked ubiquitination; proteasome-mediated ubiquitin-dependent protein catabolic process. Bases 671 to 2191 code for a protein of 506 amino acids.